This is a messenger RNA of Myotis daubentonii (Daubenton's bat), 4255 nucleotides long. It is a transcript of the gene RPL36A, whose product is annotated as ribosomal protein L36a. Gene Ontology annotation, biological process: translation. The record is from RefSeq and is a predicted model, not a curated record. Gene Ontology annotation, cellular component: ribosome. Gene Ontology annotation, molecular function: structural constituent of ribosome. Lineage: Eukaryota; Metazoa; Chordata; Mammalia; Chiroptera; Vespertilionidae.
CAGGCUUCUGUGUGGACUCGUACCAAAGAAACCCAGUGUUGCCGGGAUCGAUUCCGAAGGGACCUGGCUUUGGGGCCAGGAAUUGAAAUGACGGCAUCAGAGAAGUAGACUUAGUGGGAGGUGGCAUGAAUAUGGUUUCUUUCCACUUUGGGGCUCGUGGGAGGCAGCAGCUGUACGUGAAGUACAUGGGACUGGACCACCUUCUAGUGAACGUUCCUAAAACCCGCCGAACUUUCUGUAAGAAGUGUGGCAAGCAUCAACCCCACAAAGUAACACAGUACAAGAAGGGCAAGGAUUCUCUGUAUGCACAGGGAAAGCGGCGUUAUGACAGGAAGCAAAGUGGCUAUGGUGGGCAGACUAAACCGAUUUUCCGAAAAAAGGCUAAAACUACAAAGAAGAUUGUGCUGAGGCUUGAAUGUGUUGAGCCUAACUGCAGAUCUAAGAGAAUGCUGGCUAUUAAGAGAUGCAAGCAUUUUGAAUUGGGAGGAGAUAAGAAGAGAAAGGGUCAAGUGAUCCAGUUCUAAUCUUCAUAUUUUGUUUGAUUAUAUGACAAUAAAAAAAUGGAAGGAGCUCUGUGAUAUGACAAGCAGGAUUACAGGCCACUCCUUGACCCAGGGAAGCAAGACUGAUGGUGUAAGAACGAGGUCCACCAAUCUCCUGCAGGUUUACCACAGCCACCGCCCAGGCUAACUCCGAGAGAGGGCGUUCCCAUACCUCAAAGUUGUCUUCCUGAAAAGCAAGCCAAGAAAAUAGGUGUGAUAGCUUGGUAACUAGCAGUAAGCUGCUUUGUAGCAUUCAGUCUUAUUGUCCGAACUACCAAACACUUCUAGGAAAAAUUAAAGUUAUCUUGUAGCAUGUUUGGGAACUAAAGUAAUGAUUGUAGCAAAAAAGCUUCAUUACUGAUCAUACUGAGAUUAAAAAAUAUAUUCUCAAAAGAUCAGUGCAUAUCUUAAUAUAUAAUAGAUUUAGGCCCAAGACAAACUUGGAAUUUGAAUAUAAAGCCAUCUUAAAUACAUAACCCAAACAAACAUUUGGAUGAAUUUUAUUGUUUUUUUUAAUCCUCACCAGAGGAUAUUUUUCCAUUGAUUUCCAGAGAGCGUGGAAGAGAGUGGGAAAGACAGAAAAAUAUCAAUGUGAGAGAAACACAUCGAUUGGUUGCCUCCUGCACACACCUGACCAGGGCCUGGGCUGGGGAGGUGCCUGCAAUCGGGGUACAUACCCUUGACCUGAAACGAACCCGGGACCCUUUGGUCCACAGGCCAACACUGGGCCAAACUGGGCAGGGCCAUUUGGAUGAAUUUUAAACUAGAAGGCAGGAGAACAUGUUCUUGGCCAAUUCCUAUUUUCUUCCAGAGAACAUUUACUAUACCUUUCUAAGUAGGUACCCCUGCUUGCCCAAGGGGUCCUGGUUGAUGGCAAUUACAUCCUUAUUCUGUAGGAGAGUUUUGGCUUGAAGGCUGAUGUGUCGGAGGUCAUUGGACAUGAAUAAUGGAGCUGCCAUGAUAGCCCAAAGGGCCAUCUGAGUUAUCUGCUGAUCCCAGCUGAGGCCAAAGUUGCCAAUCACUAACUGGGACAAAGAGUGAAAUUAGAAUUCAUAUGAGAAAAGACAAACAUUCUUCAAGUUAUCUAGACACAGAAACCACUUUCCAUGGCACCCUGCUUUGAGUACUCUCACAUAAACGCUGCUCCAAGGAACUUUCCAAUUUACCUUGAAUGUCAAGUAGGAAACAGGCCCACUGCAAGGGUUUGAACACAGCUCAGGUUCUUACCAUAUCUGGGUCAUUCCAACCUCCAGGUCCUGCAGCACUAACAACUGUCCGCUGGUUAGAAGAGGUCCAGUCCAAAAUACUCUUUACACUUUGCCAAGAAUCAUAAAUGUCUCCAAAAUUUCUCCAGUGAUUGCAGUACUGUCGGAUUUCUGUAUAAUUGGGCUAUGAAAACAGAGAUACUGUAACUCUUCUGCUUACUUUCUACUAAUAUUCUUUCGAGAUGAAAAUAGUUAAGUUUAAAGGAAGAACUUGUAGCCUUCUCUUUAGUUUAUAGCUUAAAAGUCUCCAUUGAGGAGAGCUAAAUCCUUAUUAUAAUGGAACUUCAUUGUAAAAUUUUAUUUCAGAAUUAGGCCAUAUAACUUAAAAUUUCUACUUAAAAUGGCAUAAACAAUAUUUAUGCUGGAAAUUUACCAAUGGUAACUAAGUACUGGGAUUAUGGAGGAUGUUUUUUUUAUACCUCACUACUUUGAAACUUCUAAAAUGAACAUGUACUGUAUUACUUUUAAAAUCACAAAUAACUUAAUAAGUAAAAUCAGCUGAAAAAUUACAUAGAACUCAUCAAACAUAAGAAUCUGAACCCUAGGCAUAUACUUUGUUAACAGAACAAAUACAAGUUUGUAAAUAGGCACAUGGGAUAUCCAAGGUUUAAGAUGUUGAGAGAAAGGUAAAGAUUAUUUUAGAGAUUAGAAAGAAAUAACAGCCUGGCCGGGUUGGCUCAGUGGAUACAGCAUCGGCCUGAGGACUGAAGUGUCCCGGGUUCCACUGUGGUUGUGGGCUUGAUCCCUGGCCCUGGUCAGGGCGCAUGCAGGAGGCAACCAAUGGAUGUGUCUCUCUCACAUCAAUGUUUCUCUGUCUCUCCCCUCCCUUCCACUCUCUCUAAAAAUCAAUGGAAAAAUGUCAUUGGGUGAAGAUUAAUAACAAAAAAAAGAGAAAUAACAGGGAUUCAUUCUAUAAUUAUUCAACACUUACCAUAUGCUAGUGAUAAAGUCAGACAAUGUCCCUGCCCUCCUAGAGCUUAUAUUCUAGUGGGGAGACAGACAGUAAGUCAGUUAACAUAUAAUUCUAUAUAGUGCUAAGGUCUUUGAUGAAAACUAAAUAGGUUAAUGUGAUAAAGAAUGAAUGGAUAGAGCACUAUUUUUAAAAUAUAUAUAUAUUUUUUUAUUGAUUUCAGAGAGGGAGAGAUGGAAAGAUCAGUGAGAGAGAAUCACUGAUGAGCUGCCCCCUGCAUCCCCCACACUGGGGAUUAAGCCCAAAACCCAGGCAUAUGCCCUGACUGGGAGUCGAAUCACAACCUCCUGGUUCAUAGGUUGAUGGUCAACCACUGAGCCACACUGGCUGGGUUAGAGCACUAUUUUUUAUAAAUAUAUUUUAAAAGUCCUUGCCUGAGGGUAUGUUUUAAUUUUAGAGAGAGGAAGGGAUGGGGGGUAGAGACGGGGUUGGUGGGGGGAGAAAUUGGUUGCCUCCCGUGGUGCCGGGAUCAAACACUCAACCUGUGUAUGUGCCCUGACUAGGAAUCAAACCUGCAACCUUUUGGUGUAUGGGACGAUGCUCCAACCAACUGAGCCACCUGACCAGGGCAGGAUAGAACACUAUUUUAGAGUAGUUAGAGAAGAUCAGUCUAGUGUGUGGUAUCUGGUCUGAGACCUCAAUGUUAAGAAGGAGCUCAGAAAUCUUGGGGAAGAAAACAAUAAGCAAUAGGUCCCAAGGCAGCAAUAGGCUUGGAGUGUUUGGGGGCCAGAAAGAACACCAGUGCAAUGAGGGCGAGUGAUGGGGAAUGGGGUUGGAGAGAGAGUCCAGGGCCAGAUCAGUGGGGUUUGAUUGUAUUCCAAGUGAAAUGGGAAGCCCGUUAAGCAUUUUAAACGGGAGUGAUGUGAUUCCACUUACACUUUAACAAGGACUCUCUGGUGCUGCUGGAAAAAUUGUUGGGGGUAGGUGGAGAUGGUAGGAUGAGACUGUUAAGUAAGGUGGGACUUUGAAGGAGACCUUUGUUCUCAAGUCCUGAAAAUCUAUCACCAAGGCUCUAUUGAAUUCUGGAGUCACUAGCUCACCUUCUUAAAGGGCCACAUAUAAAGGGGCCACUCACAGGAGUACACAAUGCUUCUGCCAGUCUUGUUCAGGGACAAGGACAUGUGCUUAUAACCUGAAUGAGAGAACAAUGGGUAAAAUAAGGGGACAAAAGGGACUUUCAAUGGGGUCUGCCCUGAAGGGCCACGUUUAUAUUUUUAAACCAGCAGCAGAGACAAGUAGCUGCUCUGUGUUGAAAUUGUGUGUAAUACCUCCCAGACUGCUGGGAUUGUUCUGAGGAUAUAGUGUGGGAUGGUGCAUAUAUUGAGGAAAGGCAGGCAUGAAGAUGCCCCUUUCUCUGUGGCUGUUUGACAUUCUAGAUGCUUUCUCAAAUUAUGUUAUGGAGAGUUAGAAUUACUAUUUGUAAUUAACUCAGAGCCCUCUUCAAUUAAAAGUGCACAGUAUUAGCUGUGGUUAAGUAA